Molecule: messenger RNA, 2918 nt
Organism: Polyodon spathula (Mississippi paddlefish)
Lineage: Eukaryota; Metazoa; Chordata; Actinopteri; Acipenseriformes; Polyodontidae
Product: tripartite motif-containing protein 65-like
Exons: 6
Coding region: 697-2328 (543 amino acids)
Molecular function (GO): protein binding
Source: RefSeq, a predicted model, not a curated record
AGAGUACAGCUCUAUAGAGGCUGCUGUUUUCGCAAAAGGAAGGGUGAACAAAAAUAUAUUAAUUUGAUUGUGGACAGUAGCUUGUAAGAUAUUGUAUGUGAUGUCUAGUUAAGGACUUUAGUAAAUUAUUUUAAAUACUUUAUUUUAUCUAGUACAUUCUACUCCCAUCGACGUCUCUGUUUACUAAAGUUCUUUUGAGAUACACAUUAAGAACAUAGAGUAGCUAUAACUUGAUUCACACCACUGAUAAUGUGAUGGCCACAGAUGGAACCCCUCUGAAUUCCACUUUAGAACCGACCAGUCGAUUGAUUUUAUGCCACAUUUCCAUCUGCACCGUGAAAGCAGUCUCCAAAACUCAUCUCUCAUGAAACUCAUGAAACUGGGGCUGCCGCUAGUUCAAUGGACAAUCCAGUCUGCAACCAAACAUUACACUAAAGCCAAGGACCAUCUGUAUCACAUUUUUGUAUAAUUGCCAUUUAUGAAUGAAUUCACCAACCUCCAGUAUUUUGCUGACAGUUUAAAAUAGCCUAUAUUCAGCCUACAAAAAUGCACCUGUAUUGUCGUUCGCAUUGGACGCUCAUUAGGUAACUUUCAUCAAUUUGAUCUUGAUUUGCUGCUGAUGGAAAUUCUUAUUUCAAAUUUUAAAAAGUCUUAUUUCAAAUCACUUUCAGGUCAAUUCCAGUGGUAAAUUGAAACAUGUCUUCUUUUUAUUGUUAUAAGAUAUUAGUGUAUAUUUAUCACAGUCUAUGUGUAUUCAUGUUACAUAUGUCAUAUUUAGUCAGGAAAGGCCUUUUUACAGCAAUGGACCACCUGGAUUGUGCAAUCUGCCUGGAUCUGUACAGGACUCCAGUUACCAUCCCCUGCGGACACAACUUUUGUAUGAAGUGUAUUUCUGAGCACUGGGACAAGGCUAUCAAAGAAGAGAAGGAGAGUGCCUGCCCACAAUGCCGCCGAAGCUUCCCAUCGAGGCCUGAGCUGAAGAAGAACAUCGACUUGUCCGACUUGGUGGACAAGAAGCGGAAAGAAGACAGUGUGAAAAGCACAGAGCCUCCUAGUAUUAGCAGAGCGGCAGCAGGGCUGUGCAGUCGGCACGGCAAAGCACUGGAGCUCUACUGUGAGGUGGAUAAGAUGUGCAUCUGCUGUGCUUGCGUCAUCAAGGAAUGCAGCACACACAAGACACUCCUGGUGGAGGACGAGAGAAAAAGCAGAGAGAUAAGACUGAUAAAAAACAGCAAAAAAGUGGACAUACAGAUUGAACUGACUGAAAGGAACAUUGCAGAGCUGAAGGAAAACAUUGACACAGCAAAGGAGUUGUCAGAGCGCACAGCAGAGUGGUUGUCUAAUAAGUUCUGUAAGCUGCUACAGAAUGUGAAGCAGUGCCAGGAGGCCAUGGCACAGUAUGUGGAACAGGAGAAGGGGAGAGAGCUGAGUUGGGCUGAGGAGAAUCUACAUCAACUUGAACAGAGUGCUGAGACACUGAAGAAGCAUCGGGAACAGACUGAGGCCCUGCUCAAAAAACAAGACAAUGUUCAAUUUCUGCAGGAGUCUCAGUUCAUUGACCAGCCACCCUUGAUGAAAAUUCCAUUGACUGUUACCUUGGAUUUAGAUGCCAAAGUGACUGCUGUGACUGACAUAGUGUCCAAGAUAUCAAAACUGGUUUUGGAGGAUUUGCAGAAAGUGACGUCUCCUGCUGACACACAAGAAGUGCAAGACUCUCCAAAGGAAAAGCAGUGUACUGAAGACAUCUGUGCGAAUCCUGCUGUCUCCACCAAGUCUCCCAUUGGGGAAUGCUAUCAAGCAUAUUACCACCCACUUUCCUUUGACCCCUGCACAGCCCAUAACUACAUCAGGCUAUCAUGUGAGAACCACAAAGCAGAACACAGGUCAAAUGAGGUGCAGAAGGUCCCUGCACACAAGGCCCGUUUCGAGGGCUGUUGCUGGCAGGUGCUGUGUGCGGAGGGGCUGGAGGGCGGGCAACACUACUGGGAGGUAGAAGUCUCCCAUCCGUGGGUCUACCUGGGGGUGGCCUACAGCUCCAUCAAGAGGAAGGAGAGGAACAAACAGUGGUUUCUGGGUAUGAACAAAGAGUCCUGGAGCCUGCAGCUGAGUAAAGGCUGCUGCUUUGCAUUGCAUGAUGGUAAAGAAGAACGGCUGGGGGAGCAUGACUACAAGAGAAUUGGCCUCUUUCUGGACUACACGGCAGGCACCCUAACCUUCUACGGGGUGGGGAGUAAACUGAACCACCUUCACACAUUUCACACCGUCUUCAGCCAGCCGCUUUACCCAGCCUUCUGGAUCGGGGAGGAUGUGAGUGUCACACUCUUAUAACAGACAACGUGGGAACUGUUUCUUCUAGUUAUUGAUUUACACUGCAACGUUUAUUAAAGGGGAGGCCCAUUAGGGAUUUUUUUAAGAUAAGUUAUACAGCAUAUCUGUUUGCAAUUACAAAUAAAUUAUCUUUACUGUUUUAGCUCUCCACAUGUUCUAUCCACUGCUGCAGGUGCUGUGAAUGCUGUACUAUUGCACUCUUACAUUUCCUUCUUUCCUAAAUCCUUGUGUGGAUGCUUCAAUGCAAUUGAAUUCAAAUACAGACCAGACAGAAAAGUUAUUGUAGAAAAAAACAGAAAUGUUUUUAAAUCGGACAAAAUCAAAGGCUCUGAUUAGAAGUCACCUUGCUAAUCCACAGAAGUGUUGUUUUGCUUUAUGUAUUUUUCUUUUGUUUUCUGAAAAGUCCUUCUUAAAGGCAUUUUUAUUUUUAAACUUGGAACUGUGGGGGAAACCUUCUGUUUAAUACUCAAAAAUUAGGCACACAGUCCUUGUUGGGAUAGUGGGCUGAAGAAUACCCUUGUGGGUAUAAUGAGGAUUACCAUUCUUGGCAUUUAUAUCAUAAAUAAAAGUGCCCACUGGGCUGAACCUGU